UGUUCUUGAUCUACAAGGAACCCAUUGAAAUUCACUCGAUCCCAUCAUCCGGGUCUAUUUUAUAUCGAUCAUAAACCUUGGUUAUCAAUUAUUUAUUCUAAUUUUCCAGUUUCUUUUGUGGAUUGCUUUCCGGUCAGAGUUUCAAAAUUGAGUUUUGGUGGAACCCAUAUGGGAUUAAUGGAAGACUCUCGGGGCGAAUUAGUGAGUCGGAUUGCCGAGUUAGUGAAGGAGAUCUCCAGGUUGCCCGAGUGCAAGAACAUAUGCAAGAGGAUGCAUGGAGAUUUGGUACGUAGAAUCAAGUUGUUGAGCUCUUUGUUUGAGGAAUUGAAGGAUGGCAGUGAAGAAUUUGACGAAGAAGAGAUUCGAGGAUUUGAAAUGCUUAAGAUCGCUUUGGAUUCGUCUAAAGAGCUUCUCCAGUCGGUCAACGGAGGGAGUAAGCUCUACCAGGUUUUGCAAAGGGAGAAUAUUGCAUAUAAAUUCCAGGAAAUGACAGAACAAAUUGAAGAAGCAUUAAGCCAAAUUCCUUAUGAUAAGCUUGAGUUAACAGAGGAAGUUCAAGAACAGAUUGAACUUGUGCAUGCACAGUUCAGAAGAGCAAAAGAGACACCUGACUCACCCGAUUUACAACUGGACCUCGAUUUAGCGAUAGCACAAAAAGAAAGAGAGACUGACCCUACAGUAUUGAGAAGAAUUUCGGAAAAAUUGCAACUCAGGACCAUCAAUGAUCUAAAAAAAGAAUCACUCGCGAUCCAUGAACUGGUUGUCGCAAGUGCUGGGGAAGCAGGUGAUGGUGUUGAGAAAAUGUCAUCCCUCCUUAGGAAGCUAAAGGACUGUGUGUCAGUCGAAAGCCCUGAAGGUGACACUUCUGAGGGUGAAAAAAUAUUUCUCAGACACAGAUCUCCUGUUAUCCCUGAUGAUUUCCGGUGCCCAAUAUCGCUUGAACUGAUGAAAGAUCCAGUUAUCGUUUCAACUGGACAGACAUAUGAAAGAUCAUGCAUUCAGAAAUGGCUGGAUGCUGGACAUAGAACCUGUCCCAAAACGCAGCAGACUCUGUUGCACACAGCAUUGACACCUAACUAUGUUUUGAAAAGUCUAAUUGCUCUUUGGUGUGAGAGCAAUGGUGUUGAGCUGCCAAAAAAUCAAGGGAAUUGUAGAACCAAAAAACCAGGAGGCAGCGUUUCAGACUGUGAUCGAAAUGCUGUUGUUAUCUUACUAGAAAAAUUGGCAAAUGGUAAUCCAGAACAACAGAGAGCUGCUGCUGGUGAGCUACGGUUGUUAGCAAAGAGGAAUGCAGAUAAUAGAGUAAGCAUUGCUGAAGCUGGAGCCAUUCCCCUACUUGUUGAGUUAUUAUCUUCCGCAGAUCCUCGCACUCAAGAGCAUGCUGUGACAGCUCUUCUCAACCUUUCCAUAAAUGAUAGUAAUAAGGGAAGUAUAGUAAAUGCAGGAGCCAUACCUGAUAUAGUAGACGUGCUGAAAAAAGGCAGCAUGGAAGCCAGAGAGAAUGCAGCAGCCACACUUUUUAGUUUAUCUGUUGUAGACGAUAAUAAGAUGUCUAUAGGAGCAGCUGGAGCAAUCCCAGCUCUCAUACAGUUGCUUUGCGAUGGGACACCACGAGGAAAGAAGGAUGCUGCCACUGCCAUAUUCAAUCUCUGCAUCUAUCAAGGCAACAAGGCAAGGGCUGUGAAGGCUGGCAUUGUGACACCAUUAGUGAGAUUCUUAAAGGAUGCUGGAGGCGGAAUGGUGGACGAAGCAUUGGCAAUUCUGGCUAUUCUCGCUGGUCACCAAGAAGGAAAGACUGCAAUUGGUCAAGCUGAGCCGAUCCCGGUCCUAAUGGAAAUUAUAAGAACUGGGUCACCACGAAACCGGGAGAAUGCUGCAGCCAUAUUGUGGUCACUGUGCACUGGUGAUUUGGUACAAUUGAAUGCAGCAAGGCAACUCGGUGCGGAAGAGGCAUUGAAGGAACUGUCUGAAACUGGCACUGAUAGGGCCAAGAGAAAAGCUGGAAGUAUAUUGGAACUGCUCCAGCGGAUUGAUGUGGUUAGUAAUCUCUGAAAUGCAAGUUUCAAUGGUUUACACUUGUUUGUGGGUGGGAAAUAUAGUUUUAGUUGACAUGUAUAUGUAAGAAAAUUGUGUAUGGGUUUUGAUGAAACUAGCAAUGACUAUGCUCUUUCAAAAUGACAGGAGAUUAACAAGUGCAUAAUAUUUGGUUU
Carica papaya (papaya) is the source of this 2210-nucleotide messenger RNA. It is a transcript of the gene PUB14, whose product is annotated as plant U-box 14. The record is from RefSeq and is a predicted model, not a curated record. Gene Ontology annotation, biological process: protein ubiquitination; cell surface receptor signaling pathway. Gene Ontology annotation, molecular function: protein binding; ubiquitin-protein transferase activity. NCBI's taxonomy places the organism in Eukaryota, Viridiplantae, Streptophyta, Magnoliopsida, Brassicales, Caricaceae.